Molecule: messenger RNA, 405 nt
Organism: Staurois parvus
Lineage: Eukaryota; Metazoa; Chordata; Amphibia; Anura; Ranidae
Source: the annotation of a GenBank genome assembly
ACACUGCGCAGGUGCGAGAUCGCUCCUUCUUCACGCUGCGCAGGUGCAAGAUCGCUCCUUCUACACACUGCGCAGGUGCGAAAUCGUUCCUUCUUCACACUGCGCAGGUGCGAGAUCGCUCCUUCUUCACACUGCGCAGGUGCGAGAUCGCUCCUUCUUCACACUGCGCAGAUGAGAGAUCGCUCCUUCUUCACACUGCGCAGGUGCGAGAUCGCUCCUUCUUCACACUGCACAGGUGAGAGAUCGCUCCUUCUUCACACUGCUCAGGUGCGAAAUCGUUCCUUCUUCACACUGUGCAGGUGCGAGAUCGCUCCUUCUUCACACUGCGCAGGUGAGAGAACGCUCCUUCUUCACACUUCGCAGGUGAGAAUCGCUCCUUCUUCACACUGCACAGGUGAGAGAUCG